GCUCUGCCUGUGACUUUCAGGCUUUGGCUGACUACCCCUGACCAUGCCAGCAGACCUCAGCGGCACCUGGAACCUUCUCAGCAGCGACAACUUCGAGGGCUACAUGCUGGCCCUGGGUAUUGACUUUGCAACUCGUAAGAUCGCCAAGCUGCUGAAGCCACAGAAGGUGAUUGAACAAAAUGGGAAUUCAUUUACCAUCCACACAUACAGCAGCCUAAGGAACUAUCUCGUUAAAUUCAAGGUUGGAGAAGAGUUUGAGGAAGAUAACAAAGGCUUGGAUAACAGAAAAUGCACGAGCUUGGUUACCUGGGAGAAUGACAAACUCACUUGUGUACAGAGAGGGGAGAAGAAGAACAGAGGCUGGAGCCAUUGGAUUGAAGGGGACCAGCUCCACCUGGAAAUGUUCUGUGAAGGCCAGGUGUGCAAACAAACAUUCCAGAGAGCCUGAACUAUGUCCAGCCUCAGAGCCCACUGGAGGCGACUGUUAGUGCUGAAUUGCCUUGCAGAAGGAACAGGUGUUGAUCUGUCUUGGUUUGAAGAAGGGCCUUGUAAUUGGAAGAAUGUCACCCACCUGUACUAGAAGU
Messenger RNA from Phodopus roborovskii (desert hamster), 584 nucleotides. It is a transcript of the gene Rbp7, whose product is annotated as retinol binding protein 7. Lineage: Eukaryota; Metazoa; Chordata; Mammalia; Rodentia; Cricetidae. Gene Ontology annotation, cellular component: cytosol; nucleus. The transcript has 4 exons. The coding region runs from base 44 to 448 and encodes 134 amino acids. Gene Ontology annotation, molecular function: fatty acid binding. The record is from RefSeq and is a predicted model, not a curated record. Gene Ontology annotation, biological process: fatty acid transport.